Molecule: messenger RNA, 7887 nt
Organism: Neopelma chrysocephalum (saffron-crested tyrant-manakin)
Lineage: Eukaryota; Metazoa; Chordata; Aves; Passeriformes; Pipridae
Gene: ATP2A3
Product: ATPase sarcoplasmic/endoplasmic reticulum Ca2+ transporting 3
Exons: 22
Coding region: 16-3111 (1031 amino acids)
Biological process (GO): intracellular calcium ion homeostasis; calcium ion transmembrane transport
Cellular component (GO): membrane
Molecular function (GO): P-type calcium transporter activity; ATP hydrolysis activity; ATP binding
Source: RefSeq, a predicted model, not a curated record
CGCCCGGGCCGGGGCAUGGAGGCGGCCCACAGCCUCCCGGUGCUCGACGUGCUCCGCCGCUUCGGGGUCAGCGAGAGCUGCGGGCUCAGCCCCGAGCAGGUCCGCCGCCACCGCGAGAAGUACGGCCCCAAUGAGCUCCCUGCAGAAGAAGGAAAGUCCCUCUGGGAGUUGGUGCUGGAGCAGUUCGAAGAUCUCCUCGUCCGCAUCCUUUUGAUGGCAGCUUUUCUGUCCUUUAUCCUGGCCUGGUUUGAAGAAGGAGAGGAGACCACGACGGCGUUUGUGGAGCCCAUUGUCAUCAUUAUGAUCCUGAUCGCCAACGCCGUGGUGGGCGUGUGGCAGGAGAGAAACGCCGAGAGUGCCAUCGAGGCCUUGAAGGAGUACGAGCCCGAGAUGGGGAAGGUGAUCCGGGCCGACCGCAGCGGGGUGCAGCGGAUCCGCGCCCGGGACAUUGUCCCCGGGGACAUCGUGGAGGUGGCAGUUGGUGACAAGGUGCCAGCAGACAUCCGGGUCAUCGAAAUCCGUUCCACCACCCUGCGGGUUGACCAGUCCAUCCUCACAGGGGAGUCUGUGUCGGUGAUCAAACACGCUGACCCCAUCCCAGACCCCCGGGCUGUCAACCAGGACAAGAAGAACAUGCUUUUCUCUGGCACCAACAUCGCAGCUGGGAAGGCCGUGGGGGUCGUCAUUGCAACAGGGGUGUACACCGAGAUCGGGAAGAUCCGAAACCAGAUGGUGGAGACCGAGCCCGAGAAGACACCCUUGCAGCAGAAGCUGGACGAGUUCAGCCAGCAGCUCUCCAAGGUGAUCUUCCUGGUGUGCAUCGCCGUCUGGGUCAUCAACAUCAGCCACUUCAGCGACCCCGUCCACGGCGGCUCCUGGUUUCGGGGGGCCAUCUACUACUUCAAGAUUUCGGUGGCGCUGGCGGUGGCCGCCAUUCCUGAGGGCCUCCCGGCCGUCAUCACCACCUGCCUGGCACUGGGCACGCGCCGCAUGGCCAAGAAAAACGCCAUCGUCCGGAGCCUGCCCUCGGUGGAGACCCUGGGCUGCACCUCCGUCAUCUGCUCCGACAAGACCGGCACCCUCACCACCAACCAGAUGUCCGUCUGCCGGAUGUUCAUCAUGGAGAAGGUGGAGGGCAACCAGUGCAGCCUGCACGAGUUCAGCAUCACCGGCUCCACCUACGCCCCCGAGGGACAGAUCCUGAAGGAUGAGCAGCCAGUGCAGUGCGGGCAGUACGACGGGCUGGUGGAGCUGGCCACCAUCUGUGCCCUCUGCAACGACUCCUCGCUGGACUACAAUGAGUCCAAAAAGGUCUAUGAGAAGGUGGGGGAAGCCACUGAAACAGCCCUGACAUGCCUGGUGGAGAAGAUGAACGUCUUCAACACAGACCUCAGCAAACUCUCCAAGGUGGAGAGAGCCAACGCCUGCAAUUCGGUGAUCAAGCAGCUGAUGAGGAAGGAGUGCACCCUCGAGUUUUCCCGUGACCGCAAGUCCAUGUCUGUGUACUGCACACCCACCGGCCCUGGCAACAACUCCACUGGCAGCAAGAUGUUUGUCAAGGGUGCCCCGGAAAGCGUGAUCGAGCGCUGCACCCACGUCCGUGUGGGCACUGCCAAGGUCCCGCUGACGGCCCCCGUGCGGGAGAAGAUCCUGGGCAGGAUCCGGGACUGGGGCAUGGGCAUCGACACGCUGCGGUGCCUGGCCCUGGCCACGCACGACUCGCCCGCCCGCAGGGAGACCAUGCAGCUGCACGACUCCGCCGCCUUCAUCAACUACGAGAACAACCUGACCUUCGUGGGCUGCGUGGGGAUGCUGGACCCUCCCCGCAAGGAGGUCACCUCAUCCAUUGAGAUGUGCCGCAAGGCCGGCAUCCGCGUCAUCAUGAUCACCGGCGACAACAAGGGCACGGCCGUGGCCAUCUGCCGCCGGAUCGGCAUCUUCUCGGAGACCGAGGAUGUGUCUGGCAAAGCCUACACGGGCCGGGAGUUCGACGAGCUGUCCCCCGAGGCGCAGCGCCAGGCGUGCCGCCACGCCCGCUGCUUCGCCCGUGUGGAGCCCGCGCACAAGUCCCGCAUCGUCGAGUACCUCCAGUCCUUCAACGAGAUCACCGCCAUGACAGGUGACGGGGUGAACGACGCCCCGGCCCUGAAGAAAGCAGAGAUUGGCAUCGCCAUGGGGUCAGGCACAGCCGUGGCCAAGUCGGCUGCUGAGAUGGUGCUCUCCGACGACAACUUCUCCACCAUCGUGUCGGCUGUCGAGGAGGGCAGAGCCAUCUACAACAACAUGAAGCAGUUCAUCCGCUAUCUCAUCUCCUCCAACGUCGGGGAGGUCGUUUGCAUCUUCCUGACGGCCAUCCUGGGCUUGCCCGAGGCCCUCAUCCCUGUGCAGCUGCUGUGGGUGAACCUGGUGACGGACGGGCUGCCGGCCACCGCGCUGGGCUUCAACCCCCCCGACCUGGACAUCAUGGAGAAGCAGCCCCGCAACCCCAAGGAGCCCCUCAUCAGUGGCUGGCUCUUCUUCCGCUACCUGGCCGUCGGAGUGUACGUGGGCCUGGCCACGGUGGGAGCAGCGACCUGGUGGUUCCUGUAUGACGCCGAGGGACCACAGGUCUCCUUCCAUCAGCUGAGGAACUUCAUGAGGUGCACUGAGGACAACCCCAUCUUUGAAGGAAUUGACUGUGAGAUCUUCGAGUCCCGAUACCCAACCACGAUGGCUCUGUCCGUGCUGGUGACAAUCGAAAUGUGCAACGCUCUGAACAGUGUCUCUGAGAACCAGUCGCUGCUGCGGAUGCCACCGUGGCUCAACAUCUGGCUGCUGGGGGCCAUCAUCAUGUCCAUGGCUCUGCACUUCCUCAUCCUCUACGUUAAGCCCAUGCCUCUCAUCUUCCAGGUGACCCCCCUGAGCUGGCCGCAGUGGGUGGUCGUGCUGAAGAUCUCCCUGCCCGUGAUCCUGCUGGACGAAGGACUCAAGUACCUUUCCCGCAACCACCUGGACGGCAUUCUCAGGACAGUAAGACCCGAGUGGAGCGGGGAGCACCAGUUGAAAACCUGCAAGACUCCAGAGCAAGGGAGAAGAGGACAAGAAAUGAAUGACACGAAGGCAACACUCUGAACUAAAGGAUCCUUAACUUGUAACUCGGACUGAAGUCUUGCAUGUGUGACCAUCACUAGAAGCCAGCAGGACAUGCAUGUGUCCGACUAUCAGACAAAUGCGGGUGAAUCGUCGAAAAGAAAAAUACUGAUUUUGUUUUGUUUCGUAGCUUUCUUUUUCCUGUACAUACGAGUGCAAUUACUGGACAGCUGGCGUUGGGUUUGGGGAUGGAGCUGUGUGGACCUGGGUCGUUGCAACGCGGUUCCUUGGGGAUUUGUUCCUGCCAAAUUUGAGAUCCUCUUUCCAAUUUUCACCCUCGCCGGGUGAGCUCAGGCAGGGCAUCCUCCACGAAGGGGGGCAGUCGGGAUUUUGGGUGACACGCCGAGCGCAGAUGGGAGGCUGCAUCCCCCAAGGGGAUGGGGUGAAUGAGGGCAGCUUCUGGGGCCAGGAAGGGCUUGGCAGUGGGUGAGGGCGGGGAGAGGGGUGAGGGGGCCGUGUGUUGGGGUCUCUGACCCUUGAUGAUUUCAUCACUGCUGCUCUGCUGGCCGCUCCGGUGGCCACAGCAUCUGGGAAUACCUUCAGAGCGUGUCCGACGGCGGUGUGGAUCUCACAGAUGUGUGUUUGUACAUUGAGAUCAGGUGCCUGUGGUGGAAGGCAAAGUUCUCCCUAUUUAUCGUGCUGUCCCGUUUGAUCCCUGCGUUGUGGAAAGCCCAGCACCUUCUCAGGCUCAUCCAACACCAAAGCAUGACGUAGCCUUGUCUGUCCUUCUCCAUCCCACAUCUUACAUCCCAUCUGCACUAUAUGAACCACCCUCCUCCUCGUAGGGGCAGCCAUGUAAAGCAAAGCAUGGGGACACCCACCUUUGCAUUCCUCAUGUCCACCACUCCCUCCUGGUCACACUUUCAUCCCUCAGUGUAUUUUUAACUACUUCCCUAGCAGGAGUAGAGCUUAAGUCUUUAGGAGCGUGUCCAUGACUUUGUGUCCUCUGCUUUGGAGAACAUCACUGUCUUGCACAGGGCAUCCUUGCCAAGGGAUCAAGAUGGGAAUGAAUGUAUGCUUGUACAUAACCUGGUCUUUCUCCAUGGGUGGUGUUUGUUGUGGCAUCCCUUUUUAUAAGGCACCAAGUUUAUUUUGCCCUCUUGGGAUUUUUCCACAGCAGGAGCGAGGCAGGCUGCAGUGAGGGUUGGUAGAUCCUGAGUGGAUUUGGGAUCCAUUAAAUUGAUCUGUCUCCAUCAAACCACAUCAGCUGAGAAGCUGAGAGUGGGUGGUUUCUUCUCCAGCUCUCCAAAUCCUCCCUCCUGUUUUCCUCAUGGUCCCCUAUGAUCCAUCCUGAUAAUAUUUAACUAGCCAGAGCCUGUAUCUUUCCUUUCUCUUACAUUCCAGCAACAGCACUAGAGCCAGGGUUUGGGGUAGCAUUUUGCUCCUUCACUGUUGGGUUUUUUCUUCUACUUUUUGCCUCUUAAAAGCUUCCAGUGCUUUUCUGCUUCACCUGGGCAAGAGCUACUCUUCUUCUGUACAGUAGGUGCCAAAUAUCAUCCUUCCUUUCUUUUCUCCAUCACCAGCAUUGAAGACGAGCAGAGCCCCCAGACCAAUGGGAAUGUACAGAAUUGUUAUACUACUGAGCUGAUUUAUUGUACAGAAAACCUUGCAUGAAAUGUUGUUACUGUAUUUAAUAUAUAAUGUAUUCAAGGAAUUUUAAUAUGGAGCUCUUUAAAAAGAUCUUUAUAGAUACUCUGUGGUUAGAAGAUUGUUGCUGAUUUUUUUUUUUAAAUCUUAUUAUACUUUGUCUUGAAGAAGUUUUAUUUUUCAAAUGUGUUCUGUCUAAUUGAUUUAAUUAGUUGAUCCCAUGGGACAACCAAUUCCUCUUCAAAGAUUUUCACCGUGGAUGAGGUUCACCCUGGUGCAGAGGACCAGGGUAUGACCCAGGUACUGCUCAAGCCUUCAAGAUAAGGCUUCAGUAAGACUAAUGCUGUAGACGUGUGAUUUGCCUUUCCCCAAAAGGGUGGAUUUCACCUUAUUUUAGUACACAAUGGAAUUGUGUAGGUUGGAAAAGACGUCCCAGAUGUUUGAGUCCAGUUCCAUCUCUCCGUGCAGAAAAAUAACCAGUGGGAAUUUAAUCCAGUACCAGCUCGAGGACAUCAGAGGAAACAGCUUCUGUGUUUCCCUGAGGCUGAAAACCAGUUUGGGAGAGUCUGGUCUGGAUUCAGAGGCCAGACUGGAUUCAGAGCAUCCCAGUCGUAUUGGGAGGGUCCAGCAAAGCUUUCAGCUGCCACGUGGCAUCUCCCUGGGACAUUGUGCCUGCAGGAACCUGCUUGGCCCAUCCAUUGCACUUCCUGAGUUAACAGUGUUUUCCCUGGACUUGAGGUGCGCUGGGGGAUUAUUAAUUUUACCCAAAUUUGUGUAUGUGUGUGUGUGGAGGAGUUGCUGGUGUAAAAGCCUGGGCAGGGUCAGUCUGUUCAUGCAGUCGUUGGGUCGCAAUUGUGAGUCGCAAACCCUGAGCCUUUGUGGGCAACAAACCAGAGCUGGGUCCCAGCCAAAGGCUUGUUCUUUCCAGCAGCAACAAAUUCAGUUUGGUUUCUAUUGUGAGCCUUCAGAUCUACCUAGAAAAUAGCACAGGUAACCUCCCCUUGCUAGGAGGGAAUGUUUUGUCAUAUCAUUUCCCCUUCUGAAUGCUUGAGCACAUCUCUCUUCCCCCCAUCCUUCAAUUACUUGGAAUACAGGUUUCACUCCAUUCUCUUUGAUUACAGAGGCUUAUACUUCAAAUAUCUUAAUGAUGUAGAAAAAUAUCCAGAGAUGUAAUUAUUUUUUCUUUUAUUCUUCAGUGAAGGGUCAGGAUAAAUCACAGAGUAGUUAUUUAUUGCAUGUGUGCCACCAGCAGCCCGCUGGGCUGGAGCAUGUUCUUGUGGAAACAUGGAGAUCCUAAAGCCAAGACCAUCACUUUGGGAUCAGGUCUUGGGUCUUACCGAGGCAUCUGAACGUGCAAUACAAGGGAGAUGGGCCCUGGGUGGCUGCUUUGCCCAGGAGUUUGUUAAAAAAAGCAGCUUGGGGGCAAACCUCUGUGCUCCUUGCUUUUUUUGGCAACAGAGUUUAGGAAUUAUUUCCUUUUUCGUUUUAUUUUGAUGGUGCUGCCUGGCAUAUUUGAAGGCUUUAAAUAAAAUAUUAGGUCUUUCCAGCAAGACCUUUAACAUCGGUGGGCUGCUGUGGCAGAUCGUCCACGAGGUGCAGGGCAUAGGAUGUGCUGGGAUGGCAGCAUGGGAUUAUCCAUGAGCACUUUAUACUCCUUCCUCAGGGGCCAAGCACCGUGCUGGGGUACAGCCAAGGUGGGAGGGGAGGGUCCCGUGUCCCCAGGGCAAACACCCGGUGGAUCAGCUUUGGGCAGCAGCUGUGGAAAGUCUUUUGUACUGUUUUGGGAUGUUGUGUCAUUGUGGGAAGUUGCUGGGUGAGCUCUUCCCCCUGUGGUGUGUGAUCCCAUGGGGAGGCAGGUUGGAAAAGGAAAAAGGGCAAAGCAUUGCAUCCUGUGUUUUAUUUGUGUCGUGUGGCCGCUGUAGGGCUCAGGGUGUGGAUGAGUUUUGGGAUUUGUGUGUUUGAAGCUUUGGCAUUGGGAAGAUGCCGUGUGUGUGUGUUUCUGAUGCCAAGGCUGGAUGGUACCACCAGGCUCUGGAGAGGUCAGUUGGAGGGACAGGCUCUACUGGAGGGGACUUUGUUCCUGUAAAAACAUCAAACCUGGGAUGGAAUCGGAGUUUCUGCUCACGGUGUGGAUGGCAGAAGUAGCUAGAGGAGCAACAGGAAAACUCAGCAUUAAUUUUUGUUUCUUCUUUUGUACAUCAGGUUGAUAGUGCUGCUCCCCAGACAGGGUCCUGCUCCACCAAAUCUCCUCAAAUAAUUGCUGUGCAGGGGCUCAGGCUGAGAGAUGUUUGUGAGAUUGUGACCUUGGCAUCACAUCACUCCUGAACUUCAAACACACCAGAGUCCCCAAUACCAACUCCUAAGAUUUAUUGUGAUUUUUGGACCAUACCUGCCAUGGCCACCUUCUAUAAAUGAUGCCAGAGAUUCAGGAUCACCUGAGUUGGUUUUUUCCCCCACUUCUGCAGUGGCAUUUUCUGUCAGGGGAGACAGUGUGGACUCAGGUUUUUGGUACCAAGGAGAAGGUUUCACCCUGUGCAGAGCUUGCAUGGCAAGGUUAGGGUUAGGGUUUGCAGGGCUGCAGUGAGGAAAGGCAAACACAGAGUGAAUUGUGCUCCCUGGACCUUUCCUCGUGGUGCCAUUCAGCUUUUGGUGUGGGUGGGGCAUUAAAUGAGCCAAAAUCUGUGUGUGCCUGGAGUGAUGGGGCCGUGGGUACCUCAGGGGGUGUCUGAACUGGGUCAAUCCAGGCACUUGGGACCAAGAGGAGGGUGACUACUGAGCUGCCAGGGGGUGCUCUCAGUGGCUUGGGUCUGGGACUAUGUUGAUUUUUUUUUAUAUGAGAUGCCUGAACAGCCAAAUCUAGAAAUCUCUGAGUUUGUGCUCUGUAGCAAAAGAUAAAUCAUUAUAUCUUGGGGAGGGUGGGAGGGUGUUAACUGAGGGACAGAACUGAAAGAAAUGAGGUUUCCUAUUUUAUUAUAUGAGAGAUAUUUUUCCACUAAAUUACCGCUUCCUAAAUCGUGUCCUUUGUCUGACUGUAAAUAUCCAGGUGUGCCGGGAAGACGUGGGAAGGCUCCUCGUGGUCACAUCCAUACAAUGCACUCUGUUCACACAAUAUUGGGCUGAUUUGUUUUAUACUUAGAAAAUUACAGAAAUAAAAGCGAUUUUACUGGAUGA